CCGGGGGGCAGUGGGGCGCCCGGCUCAGGGGGACCCCAGGCAGGCCAGGGUAAGGGAUUGGCCGAGUUUGGGGCCCUGGGGUGGCCUCUGUGCCUGGUUUUGGGGGCGUGGGGAGGACUCUUCCUGGUUACGUCAGGAGAGGACCGGCCCCUCUUGUAUAAAUACCGAGAGGCUCCGAGCGUGGUUCAUUCAUAAGUUGCGAGGGGAGCCGGAGCUGGAGCUUCUCUGCCGAGCGGGGAGACGGUGCCACCUGCACGGGACAGGGCUCCAGGGGACCCCAGCGACCCCCCCACACCCCCGCUUUGUGGGGCUCGGGCCUGCGAAGACGCCGCAUCGCCUCUGGAUUGUGCUGCCUUGGGGCGGGGGCUGCUGGAUUAUUUCGGGGGGUCGGUGUUUGGAGUUACCCCACUAGCUGCGAAGGGGCUUGGGACCCCUUCCCCGCGGAUGCGGCUUUGAGGGGAGAAGACGCGUGGAGCAGGAGUCUCGGAAGCCGGGAGUCUCCUCGCCUUCUCCAGCGCAGCUUCCGCGGCAGGGAGCUGGGCGCGGGGGGCUGCUGAGCCGCGGCCCGCGGAGCUCGUGUCCCUGCGCACCCCGGGGGCUAUGCCGCUUUGCCGGUGAAGGCGGAAGAGGGGGAACCGCCGGGCCCCGCUGCCCUGCCGGCGCGGAGCGGCUCGCACCCCGCGCCUGCCCGACUCCGCCGCUCGCACACGGGACUUUGCCGCCACUUCGCUUCUAGUCUAACCGGCUCCCCCUACCCCGGGGUCGCAGCCUCCCCUGCAUCAGCCUUGGCUUCCAGGCGCCCCCAGCGUGGCCACAGGCUUCCCCCUGUGCCCAGGGAGAUGUAUCAGGGCUUCCCCGGAGACUACGACUCCGCCUCCCGGUGCAGCUCGUCCCCUUCGGCCGAGUCCCAGUACCUGUCCUCGGUGGAUUCUUUCGGGAGCCCCACGGGCGCCGCCGCCUCGCAGGAGUGCAGUGGCCUCGGGGAGAUGCCCGGCUCCUUCGUGCCCACAGUCACUGCCAUAACGACUAGCCAGGACCUGCAGUGGUUGGUGCAGCCCACACUGAUCUCUUCCAUGGCCCAGUCGCAGCCUCAGGGCCAACAGAUGUCUCACCAGCAGCAGCAGCCGCCACCUGCAGUGGACCCCUAUGACCUGCCCGGGACCAGCUAUGCCACCCCGGGGAUGGGCGCCUACGGUGCUGGCCCCUCAACAUCCGGAGCUGCUGCCCCAUCGCCCCGCUCCGCUCGGGCUCGGCCCCGGAGGACACGGGAGGAAACGCUGACGCCGGAGGAGGAGGAGAAGCGACGCGUCCGCAGGGAGAGGAACAAGCUGGCAGCGGCCAAGUGCCGGAACCGGCGCCGGGAGCUGACGGACCGGCUCCAGGCGGAGACAGACCAGCUGGAGGAAGAGAAGGCAGGGCUGGAGUCCGAAAUCGCCGAGCUGCAGAAGGAGAAAGAGCGCCUGGAAUUUGUCCUUGUAGCUCACAAACCUGGCUGCAAAAUCCCUUACGAGGACAUGCCCGAGCUGGGCGGCCAGCCCGGCCCGUCGGCUGAGGUGAGCUCUCUGGGGGUGCCCGUCAAGGACGACCCGUUCGGGCCAGCUGCCUACCCGUCUGUGCCCCUCCACUACCAGCAGAGCCUUGGCGUGCCGGCGCCGGGCGCGGCGGGCCCAGCGGAGGUAGCGUUUUCUAGUUCUUACUUUACACAUGGUGAGCUGCUCAGCGACCCGUACCCUGUUAACCCUUCAUAUACAUCUUCGUUUGUGUUCACCUACCCAGAGGGAUCUACCUGCGGAGCCACACACCAGCGGAACAGCAGCAGCGACCAGUCCUCGGACUCCUUGAAUUCUCCCUCGCUACUCGCUUUGUGAAACAUAUAAACCAAACAAAGCCAAUCAAACCCGCACAUGCAAACGGGGUGUGUGGGGGGACACACGCUGCCAGCCUGCAGCCGCACUGCCCGUGUGCGCCAUUAGUUAACUGAGGGGACGGCGCGGGGGACCCCUCCCCACCCCCUCCCUUGCUGACACUUUUUGGGGGACUUCUGGUUUUAAUCGGGCUGGAGGAGCAGGAAGCUUUGGCACCGCCGCUAUGAGCCGGGAUGGAUUGUGGAGCUGGGCCCGGCUCGCGGGGGCUGAGCCUCGUCUGUCUGGGGGCUAGUCUGACCCGGCUGGGGGCAGCAGAUUGUGUGGCGUCCUUUCCCCUACCACCGACUGUGAGCAGCUGACCAAGGGACGGGACCUUGUGGGGAGCAGGCUGGGGGUUGGUUCCCCCACACCCCCAUUGACUCACUUCCAAAAUACCCCCCCCACUCUGCAUCUUGUGGCUCCUGGCUGCCCCCCUGCAGGAGUGUGGCUCUGCCUGGGCUGGGGGGGCAGCUGUGAAGCACUGAGGCAGGGGCCCGUGUCCCCAGCUGCCUCCACUCUUGCUCUGAAGAGCUCCGUGGCUACAGCAGGGGGGCACCGGCUCCCUCCCUGUGGGGCUGAGCCAGAGCCCCCUGGCCUGGGCUGGGCGGGAGCUUGGCCUGGUGCUGCCUCUGGCUGUCCGAGCCACCCUGCCCCUUGGUCUCUGCCCUUGUUCGGCUUUCCCGGUGCGGGAGCUGGGGAGUGCGGCUGCAAUGGCAGGAGGUGGCCUGGGGCCCGUCCGUCCCCCUGACAUACUGUGAACGGCCCCCGCCCCCUGUACAGCCCCUGCUUUCGCUGCUGUUGUGAGCACGUGGUAUGUGUGUCCCCCCCCACCCCCCACAGGCUGCAGCCCCUCCGCCCCUAAACUGGCCCAUGCGGGGGCUGAGCCCUCCCUUCUGGUGGCUUUUACCCCCAUCAUUACACCCCCCGGGGGCUCUUUGCUGCCACCAUGACCCCCCCCAUGGGAACCCCAUGUUCCAUUGACCCCCAAGCCUCCAACAGCAAGGGCCUGAUGAUGCCAUGGGAAAGACACUGCGCCCCACUGCAGGCCUUGUGGGGCUGCGAGACCAUGCACGGGCCAGAGAGCCAGGGGCGGCUCUAGCGAUUUCGCUGCCCCAAG
Mauremys reevesii (Reeves's turtle) is the source of this 3021-nucleotide messenger RNA. RefSeq names its product FosB proto-oncogene, AP-1 transcription factor subunit (gene FOSB). Gene Ontology annotation, molecular function: RNA polymerase II cis-regulatory region sequence-specific DNA binding; DNA-binding transcription factor activity, RNA polymerase II-specific. NCBI's taxonomy places the organism in Eukaryota, Metazoa, Chordata, Testudines, Geoemydidae. Bases 840 to 1868 code for a protein of 342 amino acids. The record is from RefSeq and is a predicted model, not a curated record. Gene Ontology annotation, cellular component: nucleus. The transcript has 4 exons. Gene Ontology annotation, biological process: regulation of transcription by RNA polymerase II.